Messenger RNA from Saccharomycodes ludwigii, 2340 nucleotides. RefSeq names its product Urc2p (gene URC2). The record is from RefSeq and is a predicted model, not a curated record. NCBI's taxonomy places the organism in Eukaryota, Fungi, Ascomycota, Saccharomycetes, Saccharomycodales, Saccharomycodaceae. The transcript has a single exon. Bases 1 to 2340 code for a protein of 779 amino acids. Gene Ontology annotation, molecular function: DNA-binding transcription factor activity, RNA polymerase II-specific; zinc ion binding. Gene Ontology annotation, cellular component: nucleus.
AUGUCAGAUACCAGUAAUCAAAACCAAUUAACAAAAGAAAUAAAAGAUAAUAUAGCAAGUCCAACUACUUCGAAAAACAAUGGGAACUCUAACGAAUUAAAUAACCAACAAAAAUCAAAUAGGAAUCCAUCCUUUGCUUCCAAACAAAGAAAAAAACGAAAAACUUCCAGUUGUUCAUCAUGCAGAGCAAUUAAAACCAGGUGUGAUUUUCAACCGUUGGUGGGAAAAUGCCAUCGUUGUAAUGUCCUAAAAAUGGAAUGCUCUUUGACACAGGAAAGAGAAAAGGAGAUUUUAGAUGCAAUUCGUAUUUCAUCCAACAACAAAGAAAGAAUACAGGGCGUUACAAACUUAGUAUCAAAUCCUGUGGUUACUGUAAUUGAUAACAAAAUAAAUAACUUGGAGAAUGAUAUUAAUCGUAUAAAUCAAAAAUUAGAUUUUAUGAUUUCCUUUUUACAUUCCAAUACAUCUACCUCAAAAAACCCAUUAGGUGUUCAAAGCGUUAGCCAAGAUGUUAUCUUUAAAAACUCACAUUCUUCUGCUACUAGCAGUCCUGACAACAGUCCUGAUAAUAUUAAUGGGAACUCUGUCAGUAUUAUGGAAUCUAAUUCUAAAACACAUCAUGUUAAUUUGUCUACUUCCCCAUUAAAUUUGCUCAACCAACUAGAUGAAAAAUUGUUUAGUACAAAAGCCAGCAAUGAAGAGGACUAUAAAGCCAAACAACAAAGACCAUUUGUUGUCGCUAGAAACGACUUUAUGCAAUUUUUUAACCAACAUGAAAAACUUUGUUUAGAUCUUUCAAGAGAUUUUUUAGUGAAAGCUCACUUUUGGAUCAUACCGGGCGGUAUUAAAAAGAUUGAUGGGAAUUACGUGGAAAAACAUGCCUUUAUAACAAGUGUUUUUGCAAUUGUUGCCAUGGGUUUUGAUGAAAACAACAAGUGCGAAAAAGAACAAGAAAUUUUGUAUCCUAUUGUGGAAAGAUUACUAACCAAUACUUUGACCAUGUUCGAUAAAUUAAUAGACCAUGAUAUUGAAGCUAUUUUAUACUGCUGUAUGUUUACAAUAUCUAGAAAAUCUAAAAGGUAUAGACAAUUAAAAUUCAAUAGCUUAGUUCUAUCUAAUUUUGCCAUUGAUAGCUUACUCACUAUUAUUGACUUUUAUAGGAUCAAGGAUAAUGUUGUGAACAAGUUAGAAUAUAACUCCUUAGAUUUAUAUCACUUAAGGAUUUUAAACUCACUAACCGCAUGUAAGCUAGAGUAUUCUGCAAGUAUGGGCAAAUUUAGUGUUCAAAGUCAACAACUAAAGGAGUUUAAUAAUUUAACAGCAAAGUUUCCACAGGCGACUUUUGGCGAUGAUAUUAAAAUAAGUGAAAUUAAUUUGGGUGAUAUUGUUAAUGGAAUUUUUUUCAAGUUUGGUUCGUUCCUUAACAGAUUGAUGGAAGAAUAUGAUGUGACAGCAAACUCCAAUACAAACGAGAUGAUGAAUAAAAAUGACAAAAAUAAUAUAGAUGGGCAUAACAGUGAACACGAUGACACGAUAUGCAUUUUCCCUGAAUUGGAGGAUUGGCUAAGGGACUGGCACGAGUUAUCUUCUAAAGAUGGUGGCGGUGUGUUGCUAUUUUCGUUUGACUUUUACCAUAUAAUGAUUUGUAGGACUAUAUUGACAGAUUAUUGUGACAAAGAAACUUUUGAAAAGAACCAUCGAUUCUUUGUUCAUAUUUUAAACACGAUGAGUAAAUAUUGUUUUUCACUUUUGAAUGGCUUUUUAAAAUUACCACCAUCAUUAAUUAAAGGCGCUCCAAGCAUAACGUUACAUCAAACUGUUUAUUCAUGCUUAACUUUGUGUGACUUCUUACACUGCUUUAAUAGCUCUGACGACCGACAAAAAGUUUUAAAUAUGUGUACCAAGAUAUAUUGGCAUUUGAAUACUAUUGGGGAAAAAUUGAACGAAGCGACUGAAAAUGUUGGUAUCAUUAUUAAGUCUUUACUAGAUACCAGCAAAGUCAAAAUAAAUAACAAAAUUAGCGUGGAUAUGGACCCAUUGUUUGUGAGGAUCAAACAAGCAUCAAAUUCUUUACCAGCUUUGAUUAAACAGCAAGCUAGUGCUUUAUCAAAAAAGACUAAUGCAUCCAGUACCAAUACUAAUUUUUCUCCUUCCUCUGUUGGCACUACGCAUACUACCUCAAACAAUAAUACCCCUGGUGAAGGAUCAGCCGUUGGCGGUUCAAGAACACCAACUGUUCCCUUUAAUAUGCCAGAUGUUACAAAAUUUGAAUCAUUUGAAGAUUUUUUCCAAGAUUUUUUUUAUAAUUUACAGCCUACGUCGCAACACAUUUUCUCUUGA